UUAUCAAGUCCAUGGCACCCUGGAGUCCAAACCUCGUUGUACGGUCACUUGAUCUGUUUUUUUUGUUUAUCAUCAUUCUACUGUUUCUUCUUUGUUCUAGUUCUUGUUUUGCAGCAAGUGGAGAGGCAGUGGCACUUGUGAAAUGGAAGGACAGCCUUGAUAUGAAUCCAACUACUCAUUCUCUUCUCCGUUCUUGGAAUCUCAAUUCUACUAAUUCAACUUCUCAUCAUCUCUAUAAUAAUACCCCCUGUUCUUGGGUUGGGAUCACUUGUAACGACUUUGGAAGUGUCAUCAACAUUACUCUCGAGAGCAGUAAUCUGAAAGGUACGCUUCACAACUUCAACUUCUCCUCCUUUCCUAGCUUACUCACUCUGGACCUUUUUGACAACUCCCUCUAUGGAAGUAUCCCAUCUCACAUUGGCAACCUUUCUACACUCACCUACCUUGCCCUCGAUUCCAAUAAUUUCUCCGGAGACAUCCCAUCCCAGAUAUGCCUUUUAACAAAUUUACGUUUCCUUUGGUUGGAAAGCAAUUAUUUGCAUGGCUUUAUACCACCUCAAGUAGGCAUGUUGGCAUCUCUUGAGUUAUUUUAUGCUCAUAGUAACAGUCUAUCAGGUUCAAUUCCUGUGUCCAUUGGAAACUUGAGCAAGUUAACUGAUUUGGAACUUGGUCUAAACAAAAUAGCUGGGUCCAUCCCCAAUGAGAUCGGACAUCUUAAAUCACUUACCUUCCUUUAUUUAAAUGAUAACCAGCUCAUUGGCUCAAUUCCUCUGUCCAUUGGACAACUAAAAUCUCUUAUUGAGCUUUCACUGCAUGAUAAUUAUCUCACUGGCUAUCUUCCAGAUAAUAUUUGUCUUAGUGGGAAGCUUAGAUGGUUUGCAGCAGGUUUUAACAGCUUUAAAGGUUCCAUUCCAAAAAGCAUAGCAAACUGCAGUUCUUUACUUAGAUUUUCAAUUGAGGGGAAUCAACUAACGGGGAAUAUAUCAGAAGAGUUCAGAAUAUACCCAAGCUUGGAUUAUAUGGACUUGAGCAACAAUAAGUUUUUCGGAGAACUUACUGGAAACUGGGGACAGUGUCCAAACCUCACGAUGUUGAACAUCUCUAACAAUAAAAUUUCUGGUAGGCUACCUCCUGAACUUGGGAAGGCUACUCAAUUGCGGAAACUUGACCUCUCUUCGAACCGUCUUGUAGGUAAAAUUCCUAAGGAAUUGGGACAGCUGAAAUUGUUGUACAUUCUCAAGCUCAACAAUAAUUCCCUUUCUAGCAAUGUUCCUGCAGAAAUUGGAAUAAUGUUGGACCUUGAAACCCUUGACCUUGCAGCCAACCAAUUGAGUGGAUCAAUUCCCAUGCAUUCGGAACACUGUUCAAAACUACUCCAUUUAAACUUAAGGGAUAACAAAUUCAGUGGACAUAUUCCCUUCCAAAUUGGGAAUCUGCACUCCCUCGAAAAUCUUGAUCUAAGUAUGAAUUUGCUUUCAGGAGAGUUGCCUUUGGAGCUUGGUCGUUUGGAUAAGCUAGAAACUUUUAACCUCUCACACAACAAUCUGUCAGGCACAAUACCAUCCACGUUUAAGGAAUUGAUAAGCUUGACAUCCGUUGAUAUAUCCUAUAAUCAGUUUGAUGGUCCUCUUCCCAACAACAAAGCCUUCCUAGAGGCCACACUUGAAGCACUGGAAGAUAAUAAAGGUUUGUGUGGCAACAACACAAAUAUAAAGAUUUGCCCCAUACCUAAAGAGAAUAUAAGUAAAUCUAUAAUAUUUUUAGUCACGAUGUCUAUAUCUUGUGCUCUGAUUCUGUCAUUUGUCGUUGUUGGAGUACUGUUUGUUUGUAAAAACAGAGAGAGGCAUAUGGAUGAGCCAAGACAAACAGAAAUGACAGUAACUUUCUUUGAAGCAUUGGGCCAUAAUGGGAAAAAGGUUCAUGAAGAAAUAGUUAAAGCAACAGAGAACUUCAGCUCCAAAUAUUGCAUUGGAGUUGGAGGAUAUGGAAGUGUCUAUAAAACAAUGCUUUCAACGGCUCAAGUUGUUGCCGUGAAAAAAUUGCAUGAAAAUGAAGGAGCUGCUACUAAGGAAGCUUUCGAAAGUGAGACUAGUGUCUUGACAAGAGCACGCCACAGAAAUAUCAUUAAGCUUUAUGGGUUUUGUUCACAUGCAAGACAAUCAUAUUUGGUGUAUGAGUUCAUGGAAGGAGGGAGCUUAGAGAAGAUAUUAAGCAAUGAAGUUAGGGCAGCAGAGUUCGCGUGGACCAAGAGAAUAAAUGUGGUGAAAGGUUUAGCCAAUGCCAUAUUAUACAUGCAUCAUGAAUGUUGUCCUGCGAUAAUUCAUAGAGACAUAUCAACUAAGAAUGUUUUGUUGGAUGAUGAAUACGAAGCUCACAUUUCUGACUUUGGUGCUGCUACGACUUUGGAUCCUGAGUCAUUGAGUUGGACUCCAUUUGCAGGAACCUUUGGCUACUCUGCCCCAGAGCUUGCUUAUACAAUGGAAGUAAAUGAGAAGAUCGACGUGUACAGCUUCGGAGUUGUAACAUUAGAAGUGAUCAUGGGAAAGCAUCCAGGAGACCUCAUAUCAUCUCUGUUAUUAUCACCACUACUGGCUGUUGACGCUCUGAUUAAGGAUGUACUGGAUCAACGUCUCUCACCUCCAAGGGGGCGAAUAGCACACCAAGUGAUCUCCAUUGCAGAGAUAGCAUUUGCGUGCCUGCAACAAAGUCCACAGUUCCGUCCAACUAUGAAGCAAGUAUCUAGAAAGCUGUCAACUCCAUUAGAAUCAUUAUCAGAGCCAUUUCAUAUGAUUACAAUAAAGCAGCUGUUUGAUUCCCCAACAUGGACAUCCUAAACUGCUGGGAUUUCUCCUUGUUUGAUAUUGUCAAAUUUUGUUCAUUUUCUUUCUCAGAUUAGUCCUAGGAUUGUGUUUCUUUUCUUGUGUAAUAAGAUAGCCCGAGCUUGGAUACACCAGGACUUUGUUAUGUCUUGUACUUAAAUAAGGAAACUGAUUUUUUUGUCUCUAAUGGAUAAAACUGAAACAUG
Molecule: messenger RNA, 3025 nt
Organism: Ziziphus jujuba (common jujube)
Lineage: Eukaryota; Viridiplantae; Streptophyta; Magnoliopsida; Rosales; Rhamnaceae
Product: MDIS1-interacting receptor like kinase 2-like
Exons: 2
Coding region: 12-2834 (940 amino acids)
Biological process (GO): protein phosphorylation
Molecular function (GO): protein kinase activity; ATP binding; protein binding
Source: RefSeq, a predicted model, not a curated record